This is a messenger RNA of Aspergillus luchuensis, 1107 nucleotides long. RefSeq names its product putative alcohol dehydrogenase. The record is from RefSeq and is a predicted model, not a curated record. Lineage: Eukaryota; Fungi; Ascomycota; Eurotiomycetes; Eurotiales; Aspergillaceae. Gene Ontology annotation, molecular function: oxidoreductase activity. The transcript is spliced from 2 exons. Bases 1 to 1107 code for a protein of 368 amino acids.
AUGUCGAAAGCCAUCUUCCUCAACCCAGUCGAUGGUAAACCCGGAAAGCCGGGUCAAGUCUACUACCCCCUCGCUGUGAAGACCCUUCCCCAGCCUGUACCUCAAGGCCGCGAGGUUUUGGUAAAGCUCACAGCUACAUCGCUAAACCACCGCGAUGUGUUCCUUCGUCAACACCUCUAUCCGGGCGUCACCUUUGACGUUCCCAUGGGUGCCGACGGUACAGGAACCGUGAUAGCCGCCGGUGAAGGAGUGCGCGAUCCGCAACGCUGGAUCGGGAAGCGGGUGGUCAUCAAUCCCGGAGUAGGGUGGAAGGAGUCUCUGGAUGGACCGGAAGAUCCGAAAGGGUACAGGAUCAUGGGCGGGACGAAAUCGUACAACAAGGGGACGAUGCAGGAGUAUCUCGCUAUCGAUGAAGGGGAGCUGGAAGAGGUGCCGGAGCAUCUGUCGGAUGCAGAGGCGGCGUCGUUUCCGCUUACUGGCUUGACAGCGUGGAGAGCGCUGGUGGUCAAGGCUGGAGAGAGGAAUUCGAGCAAAGGAGCUGCAGUCCUGGUGACUGGCAUUGGGGGUGGUGUGGCAUUGAUGGCGCUCAAGCUCGCGGUGGCUAGGGGCGUGGAUGUCUAUGUGACGAGCUCUAGUGAGGAGAAGAUCCGGAAGGCAGUUGAGCUAGGGGCUAAGGGAGGUGUGAAUUACAAGCAGGAGAAGUGGGAGCAGAAGUUAUUGGAGUUGUUGCCUACAGGGAAAGUGGCUUUCGAUGCGAUUAUUGACGGAGCAGGAGGGGAUUCGGUGGACAAGGCUGUCAAGUUGCUUAAGCCUGGUGGUGCUCUCUGUGUGUAUGGUAUGACGGUCGCACCGCAGAUGCCGUUCUCCAUGAAGGCUGUUCUGAAGAAUAUUGAUGUCCGGGGCUGUACGAUGGGCUCGCGCAAGGAGUUCAAGGAGAUGGUUGAGUUCAUCAAGACGCACAAGAUCCAUCCAGUCAUCUCACGCGUUUUGCAGACUGAUCUGGAGGAUAUCCCUGCGAUCGAUGGGAUUUAUGAGGAUAUGAAGGAAGGGAAGCAAUUCGGGAAGCUGGUGAUUGAGUUCGGGAAGACCUCUGGAAGCAAACUGUGA